Molecule: messenger RNA, 270 nt
Organism: Pelobates cultripes (western spadefoot toad)
Lineage: Eukaryota; Metazoa; Chordata; Amphibia; Anura; Pelobatidae
Source: the annotation of a GenBank genome assembly
AUGUCGGUUGUCUUGCUGAUGGAGUGUCACGUUAAGGUCGCCGCCUAUUAUGAAAAUGCCCUCGGCAAAUCUCAUCAGGCUAUUAAAUGUGGUGCGGAAGAAUUGGUAUUGUUUAGAAUUCGGGGCGUCGACAUUUGCGAAUGUGUAUUUCUGACCGUGGAGGGUGCCCUUCGUGACGAUAUAUCUGCCGUGUUUGCAUUGAAUGGUGUCCAAUUCUACGUAGGGAACGUGCCUGGAGAACAGUAUUCCCUCUCCAAUGUUGCGGCGUAA